Messenger RNA from Oenanthe melanoleuca, 955 nucleotides. Its product is annotated as low affinity immunoglobulin gamma Fc region receptor II-like. The coding region runs from base 363 to 650 and encodes 95 amino acids. Lineage: Eukaryota; Metazoa; Chordata; Aves; Passeriformes; Muscicapidae. The transcript is spliced from 4 exons. The record is from RefSeq and is a predicted model, not a curated record.
CUCCAUCCAUGACCCCAAAUCCCUGCAGCCCCCGUGGCCCUGGGACUCCCAUCUCUGAGUCGUCCCAACUCUGGUGAAUCCCACUCCUCAGGACACCCAUUCCUCUGGAUACCAAUCCCUGGCUCCCUACACCCUCUGAGACUUCCACUCAUGGGAACUCCAUGUCCCACUUGUGCCACCCAGCCUUGUCCCCAGCCUGUCCCCACCCUGCCCACAGCCUGUCCCCUGCCUGUGGCCACCCUGCCCCCACCAAGGGCCACCUACACAAUGAGAUGAGACCUGACCUUGCUUCCUGUCCCUUCAUCCAAAGAGCUGCCAGCCAGGGGACAGGUGGCCACAGCAGCGAGUGACAGCCAGUGCCCAUGGCCGGGGACACCGGGAUGGCCGGGAAGGUGGCGCUGCUCCUGUGGGCCCAGACCCUCGGCCUCGCUGGUGCCCAGAGCACCCAGCUCCUGGUGGAGCCCCCCUGGACGCCGGUGGUGCUGUGGGACCGGGUGACACUGACCUGCCAGGGCUCGGGGACCGCCGGUGCCACCUCCUGGUACAAGGGUGGGUGGCUCUGGUGGAAGAAGGGACCCGAGCGCUUCACUGUCACCGAGAGUGAACAUACACGUGUGGCAGACCUGGCACUGGGCUCAGCCCCUCUGUGAGGGUGUUAAAUGCUAGGAAUACCACUGGACAUCAAGAAAAUCCCUGGACGUCUGUUCGUGACAAGAAAUUUGCGUUUCUGCCCUUCCCAGCGCUGGAGACAUUCCGAGCCUGAUCAUCUACUUGGAUGGGUGAAGUUUUUCCUGCGUCACUCUUGGCUGCUUUUUUUCAUCUGUGUGUUGGGGAGUGCUUUUUUUCCCUGUGUGUUUGCUAAAUAAACAAGUUUUUUCCACUUUUCCCCUGAGGAAAUCCUUCCCGAACCCGGUGGGGGGAGGGGGAGGAGUUUGGGGAGUUUGUUUCUUAGGGA